Trematomus bernacchii (emerald rockcod) is the source of this 4023-nucleotide messenger RNA. Its product is annotated as zinc finger protein 26. Gene Ontology annotation, biological process: regulation of transcription by RNA polymerase II. The coding region runs from base 242 to 3187 and encodes 981 amino acids. The transcript has 2 exons. NCBI's taxonomy places the organism in Eukaryota, Metazoa, Chordata, Actinopteri, Perciformes, Nototheniidae. The record is from RefSeq and is a predicted model, not a curated record. Gene Ontology annotation, cellular component: nucleus. Gene Ontology annotation, molecular function: RNA polymerase II cis-regulatory region sequence-specific DNA binding; DNA-binding transcription activator activity, RNA polymerase II-specific.
UGCAGCUCUCGACUCAGUGAUUUUCUUCCUCUUCCUGGCACAGCAUCCCAUUUUGUUCAGUGUGGAGCCGAGCAGAUCGGUGUUUUCUUUGAGUGUUUAUGGCUUCAGCCUGCACUGAUGUCUGUGCAGCCAUUUCGUCUCCUCCGCCACACCCACCUUAAUGAACAACGCUAACGCUGGUAGGGCUGGAGACGUCCUUUCAUGACCGCACCACCUGGAUUGCCUUGACUGUUUGGCUUCCAUGAUGCUUGGUCUACAGGGAAGUACUUCAACCCCCAAGAUGUAUCGUUGUGUGGCAUGUUCAGCCACCUUCCCUGGAUUGGCCUCUUUGCUCGUACAUCAAGCAACCCAUGCUAGUGUACUCCCCAAGGUCUCUUCCCAGCCACAACUGAAUGUCAGCCCUCCUGAAACACUGUUUGGAAGUAUGAACUCAUCCAGUGAGCAACCCGGUCCACUCUUGCCUGAGUGCCCUUCACCUUUUUGUUAUAUUUGUGAUUGUGGAGAAGAGUUUCAGGACUUCAGUCUAAUGCUGGAACAUAAGCAGUCACAUAUCCCUGAAAUCCAUCUACUGCCACCUCCGAAUUGUAAUAGUGCUGGCUCUAGUAAAAUAGCAUUCGAUAAAGAUUUAACCUCCCUGCAUGUACCAGAAGAAACACAGCCAGAUUUGGCCCUUAGUCUCCCCUCUACCUCAAGGUAUCCAGAUGUUAAACUACCCACGUUAACAGAACAUAAAGCAAAUGUAAACCUGGAGGAUGGCAUUGCCAUAGUAACCACUCCUCAAGGCCAAAGUACACCUUCUCAAGAUGAAGGUGAGAAACAACUUGAGAAAAUAUCAGGCCCAGCAGAGCUCAUACCACAGACUGUAGAGGACAUGCAUGUGCAGGACCAAACACAUUCUGUUCCCAGCAGCAUAAAGGGUGAGUUCUUGCCUAAAAAUAACGCUUUAAUGAAGAUGCUCGCAACAGCAUACAUGAAGCACUUGCCACAGCCACUGUCUGAGAAUGAAGACGAUAACACCGUUACCCCCAAACAAGAAGUGGUCCCCGUUGAUAUAACAACAGAAGCUAAAACUGAAGAGCCCCCAAUCAACAAUCUUUCAAUUUUACAGUUGAGGCGGCUGCUUGCAAAACCCGGUAUAAAGACAAAAGCUCCAUCCAUCAGCAGAAUUCUCGAAUCCAGUAAAAAGAAGGUUGUCUCUCUAACUAAGACUUUAUCCCCCGUAGUGGUUCUUGAAACCCGCCAAAGGCUCAUGGAUCCUGGCAGUAAUGGCACAUAUGGGAGAUAUCAAUGUGGCCGCUGUCGAAGGGUCUUUCAAGAUGUAGACAAACUUGCAGAGCAUCAUUUCUUGCACAAAAAAGAGAGGAUUAAAUGUUGCCGUCGCUGCAAACAGCUGAUCAUUGGGCGGCUCCCUUUACCUGAUAAUCAUGUAUGCCCUCGUUCAGGAAACAACACCACACAACCAUCAAGCUCUCUUAAAAAGAACUUACCAUUUGCCAAAAGAAUAGUUCCAUUCCAUAGCGUGAACAAUUCAAAAAAAACGUUCUUUUGUCCAGUGUGCAAGCACAACUAUGCUCGGAUGUGGAACCUCAAAAUGCAUAAAUGCCAGGGACCAACGUCAGCCCCCUUUACGCAGAAAAAACCCUUCUCUUUCGCUAGGACUCAACUCUCCAAGAGUGUUGCCGUGGGAACUGAACUUACUGGUCGUAUCAAGGUCGAGGUGACCUCUCCUGAUUCGGAGCAGUCUGCAGUUUCUCAGUUGGCCUGGGUUCAUCCAGCAAAACGCUUCUUACCAUUUCCCCCCAAAUCUACCACAAGGGAACAGCACAAGCAAGGAGAAGAAAACAGCAGCUGGGAUGCAGCAAAUGAAAUGGAAGACGGUGAUGAAGGGGAGUGGACAAUGCCCUUGGAUGAUGAAAUGGAGGUGCUUAACUCUACAGAGAAAACUGAUACUGAUGGAGAGGUGAAUAAUGCUGUGACAGGCGAACAUCAAGGGACGUCGCUGCGCUAUUUUGUCAGAGAUGGUCUAAAACGUUACCCUUGUAACCGAUGUCAGAAAACCUACAGUCGGCAAUCGACUUUGAGGCGCCAUCUACAGCUGUGUGGAUUUAGGCCACGUGGAUCUGGCACUGUAGCACAAAGUGGAAGUCAUGGUGCCAGUUCCCUAGCUGCAAACAAUAUGAAACCAAUGUUUGCCUGUUUUGUAUGUGGGAAGGAAUUUAACCGCAAAGAUAACAUGAUGGUUCACAGUAAGAAAUGUCAUUUGCAACAAAAAAUCCCAGGCGGAGGACAGGUGGGUAGAGGGACUGUGCAGCAGAGUAUGUCAGGCAAUGCAACAGAGGAGGAUGAUGAAGGAAACUGGGGCAUCAUGUCACUGCCCUCCGUUCUUCCAAGAAGGGUGACGUGUGAGUGCGGGGUGGGAUUUACAUCUCCUAGGCUUCUCUUGGUGCAUCUGCAGAAACAUGCACAGGAAUCCUACACAUGUCCGACUUGUGGAGAGACUGUCAAUUCCUGGGCAGACUACGAAGUUCACCUUCAGAUCCAUAUGCAUCCUCAUCACCAGCUGCUGAAGGCACUAAAACCACAACGAUCACAACCAUUAUUGCUUCGUUUUCAGCAGCUGCCGCCUCAGCAGAAGCCUCCUCCUCAGCAGAAGCCUCCUCCCCAGCAGAAGCCACCACCUCGGCCAGUGCAUCAGCCCCCACAGAAGCAGCCACGCCCGCUGCAGCUUCCAAAUCAAUCAAAGAAGCAGCCGCGCAUUGUGUGCACCCGAUGUGGGAACACCUUUUCCUCUCGCUGUUCCCUUCGGCGACACGUAUCCUGGAACCGCUGCAAAGGUGUGCGUGCCACCAAUGCCGCAAACCCACCCAAAACGUUCCAAUGUUCAAAAUGCAACUCUGACUUCCCGAACACAACCAGUCUUAUGUUUCACCAGAGGAGUGGUGCUUGCAAGCCUGCCAUCAAGCCUGUGCGUUGCCCUGUUUGUCUUCGCUGGUUUGGCACUGUGGACGGAUUGCAGAGACACCUGCUUACUCACAAGCCGUCUGAAUCCAAACAGUCUGAAUCAUAUCGCUGUGAUGUCUGUCAGGGUACCUACACAAACUUGAAAUCACUCAAAAACCACCGCAGGAGGAUCCAUCGCAUCAUGGCUGGGGACACCACACCCAAAACGCAACAGCUGACUUCCUAAUCACAUUUUAGUUUCUAAGUAGACAUGUGAGGGGUGCAUUCAAAACAGACCACAUUUUUCAAUUGUUGUAUUUUUCCAUAUGUGCCAAAAGGUGUUUUUGUUAUUUACUACCCAUGUUACAGUGGUAUUGAAGCUUGACAUUGUUAAAAAGACGAUGCUGUGGUAUGCUGUAAAUAGUUAGAUUUAGUUAAUCAAUUUAUUACAUAACCUCAUUGGCCUGUAAAUAAUCAAACGUUUACCACAGAGUUAGUGAUGUAGCUCAUUGUUGUUCCUAGUUUAAUAAACAUCCUAGUAAGUGAAACAUGUACGUUUUAUAAUUGUGUGCAAUAUGGGAUAUUAUCUUAAACUCUUCAAAGCAAGCAAUGGAUAGAAUUGUAUAUAUGUAUAUGCCUCCACAUUAUGUAUGGGCAGUAAACAAACUCAUCACUGAAAUAGUCUUAGUCAGGGUACGUUAAUAGUUGGGCAAAGCGAGCAGCCCAAAACGUGGUGCUCCCAAAAGCUCCAGGUUUUUCUCUGUUUAAACUUGUUUCUGCUUUUUUAGGAAUGCUUAGGGGUAGGUAUAUUUAAAACAUAGCAACAACUGACAGGGUGAGAUCCUUAAGGUGGCUCAUACUUCCUUUCCUGAUAAUGAGCCCUUGUUUUGAGGUCCAUCGUUGCAAAUGUUAGUUCUUUUAUUUCAUUUAGAGUCUGUACUUCAGUCCAUUAACUAAGCUCUAUCACAAUUUUAUCCUAGCAGGUUACCAUUGUAUUUGAACAAAAGUAAGGUUUAAAGAAAAGUUCUCAUUACCUUAGUCUUGGAGUAAUAACUGGCUAAUAAAAACAUAUUUUGAUGUGUU